Messenger RNA from Gloeophyllum trabeum ATCC 11539, 1878 nucleotides. RefSeq lists its product as uncharacterized. Lineage: Eukaryota; Fungi; Basidiomycota; Agaricomycetes; Gloeophyllales; Gloeophyllaceae. The coding region runs from base 1 to 1878 and encodes 625 amino acids. The record is from RefSeq and is a predicted model, not a curated record. The transcript has 8 exons.
AUGCUGCUUUCAUACCUUCAAUACCGACUGGCUUGCUGGAAGAAGCGUAACGAUCGACAGUCCCAAAUACAAAGCCUGACGCCGGAGUACCGCCUCCCGCUCGACACCAACGAUGUCUCUAUCCUUGAACAACCCGUCAGCGACACUAUCGACGACAUCAAGGCCGGACGCUUAACUCCCAAGGAGGUGCUCCUAGCAUACGGAAAGAAGGCUAUCAAAGCCCAAGAAUCAUUGAAUUGCAUCGCCGAGGUCCUCAUUCCCAAAGCUGAGAUAUGGGCGGAGCAAUGCAAUACUCAGGGUCCUCUAGCCGGAAUCCCGGUCAGCUUGAAGGACAUGGUGAACGUGGAGGGCUAUGAUUCCUGCCUAGGAUUCGCUGCCCUUGUUGGCAAGCCCGCGACAGAGAACUCAGCUAUCGUCAAGCUGCUGGUCGAUGCCGGGGCGGUACCGUUUGUCAAGACCACUGUGCCGAUCACACUCAUGUCUUACGAGUGUAGUUCUGAUGUGAUAGGUACUACGGAGAAUCCCCACAAGAAGGGAUACUCACCAGGAGGGUCGAGCGGCGGGGAGGCUGCGCUCUUGGCGUAUGGUGGCUCCCGUAUCGGCAUAGGCACUGACGGUGCAGGCUCGGUUCGAGUGCCCUCACAUUAUUCAGGGACGUACACAAUAAAAGCGUCCACGACUCGGUUCAUCAGCCGAGGGGACGCAAACAAUCAUGGAGGACAGGAGGGGGUGCUGUAUGUGCACUCUCCUAUGGCUAGAACGCUGGAAGAUCUUGAAACAUUCUGGAAAGGUGUCAUGGCUAUGGAACCCUGGAAUUACGACCAUACUGUGAUAAAAAUGCCUUGGAGGACGGUCGAUCUCUCUGCUAAAAGACUCAAGUGGGGCGUAAUGUGGACUGAUGGUGUAGUCACACCUUCUCCGGCUUGUAGCCGCGCCCUGACAGAUGUUGUGUCGGUGCUCAAGCAAUACGGCUAUGAUAUUGUAACAUUAAAUCCCCCAUCACCUUAUGAGGGUUUCAAGAUCGCAUCUCAGCUUCUCGCAGACGAAUUACGCCAAACUGACAAUAUCCUUCUCACCGGAGAAUCCAACGACCCCGGUAUGGUUCAGGCGAAUGGCAUGUACUCCACGCCCGCGUUCGUCAAGCGCAUGUACGCUUGGUACCUCCGCUACCUCCGCGGCGACGAGACCUAUGCCGGGCUUAUAGAAGGCUGGGGUCCGAAAUCCGCACAAGAGUAUUUCAGGCUUGUGGCUCAGCGAGAGGAGUAUCGGGCGCGGUGGUUCACGAUGUGGCAGGAGACGGGGGUCGACUUUGUGUUGACUUGUCCAAACGCGAUGCCGGCAAUACCGCAUGGGGCCAUGAAGGAUGCGUUUACGAAUUGUUUGUAUGCCUUUCUGUUCAAUAUGCUCGAUUACUCCGCGGGCGUCCUUCCAGUGACGCACGUCGAUCGCGAGCUAGACGCGUUAGACAAGUUGUUCAAAGCGACCAAUACCAUCGAGCGGGGCGCGUACAAACACUAUGAUCCCGAGAAGAUGCAUGGACUACCGAUUGGAGUACAGAUCGUUGGUCGCAGGUUGGAGGAGGAGAAGGUAAUGGAGGGAAUGAAGAUCGUCCAAGGGCUCUUGAGAAAGGAGGGAAAGGGGGUACUCAGCCUCUCUCAGCAGAAGUACAACUACCUGAUACUCCGAGCAAUGAACCUUCAGUCAGGUUACUCCGACCGUUGUGGGAUAUCUAGACAAGGCGCUUCGGAUCCUGUCCGGUAUCGUGUUGGUCUAUCUGUGGGUCUACUGCUGUUUACAAGACAUGUACAAUAUACGAAUAUCAGGACCAAUAAGUUAAGUGAUGCUUGGACGAGUAUUUCUCGUCGAUGUCGCAAUUGA